Rhodotorula graminis WP1 is the source of this 1171-nucleotide messenger RNA. RefSeq lists its product as uncharacterized. The record is from RefSeq and is a predicted model, not a curated record. Lineage: Eukaryota; Fungi; Basidiomycota; Microbotryomycetes; Sporidiobolales; Sporidiobolaceae. Gene Ontology annotation, molecular function: cysteine-type deubiquitinase activity. Gene Ontology annotation, biological process: protein deubiquitination. The annotation marks the transcript as partial. The transcript is spliced from 8 exons.
ACAUGGCCGACUCGUCUGCAGCCGCCGCAGCCCACCACGCCCAGAACACGCAGACCAUCGUCGAGGCGGCCGCCGCGACCAAGCCGACGCCAUCUGCCAUCAACCCGCUCCUCGCGCGCGGCAAGCUCAAGAAGCCCACAAAGGGCUCGAGCACCAAGGGCAAGAGCAAGGCCAAGCUCGUCAAGGACGUCACAAAGGCCCGCCAAGACGAGCUCAACGUCGUGUCGAGCGGCGGACCCGACCCCGCCGAGGAGGGCGAGGUGCUCGACUUGGCCGACCAGCUCCUCGACCAGCUCGGCGGGCACCUCGACGACGACCCGUCCACGACCACGCCCGCACCCGUCCACGCCUCGACGAGCCAGCCGGCGACGCCGAGCAACGCCCUGAGCCCGACGCCGAGCCACGGCAGCGGGCACUCGACCCGCGAGCGCUUCAACGGCUUCAAGGAGGACCUCAAGGACGCCUUCAUGCCCAACCGCAACACGGACACGGCCGGCGAGCGCAAGCCCAACCGGCAGCAGGCCCGCAAGCUUCGCAAGGCCGACCACUUUGAGCAGCAGCGACGAGACGCAGAAGCCGAGGUCGUCGCCGAGAACGACCGCUCGGUCGAGAUGGAGAAGCAGGCCAUCGAGAACCAGUGCCGCAAGCUCAAGGUCAUGAUCAAGGAGAUCGAGCCCGACGGUCACUGCAUGUACUCGGCCGUCGCCGACCAGGUCAACUUCCUCAAGCUGUCGCCCGAGAAGGUGACGCACCGCGACACGCGCACGAAGGCGGCGGCCUACAUGCGCGCACAUCCAGACGAGUUCCUGCCCUUCUUGCCGAGCGAGGUCGACCCUGAGAACAUGAUGAGCCCGAACGAGUUUGCGCGGUACUGCGACACGGUGGAGAGCACGGCUGAGUGGGGUGGCGAGCCCGAGAUCCGGGCACUGUCGCUCCACUAUGAGGCACCGGUCAUUGUCGUCCAGGCUGGGACCGAGAUGGUCGAGCACGGGUCCGACUUUCCGCGGGAACGAGCGAUGCUCAUCUCGUAUCACCGCAAGAUGUACGGGCUCGGCGAGCACUACAACUCUCUGCGACCGACGACCCACGGCGCACCGCAUGUCCUGCCGCCCGCACCGACCGCAGAUGCGCCUCUCGUCGCCCGGGUUCCGGCCUGAGGCGCACGGCCUCC